UGUUUUUUUUUUAAGGAAAAGAUGAAACUCUAUUGAAUUGCAAAACAUGAGAACAAAUUGUUGUAGCAACAAAGCUUCCCCUGCAAAUGCAAGGAAAUCCGUGUGCUGCUACCACCAAAGCUACAAGGCCUAUACUCACAUAUCCCAACUUCUUCACCCAAAUCUGCACUAUAGCAAGAAAACUUGUUGCGACAUCAAACCAACAAGUAAACAUGCCCCAAUCUCAAAUCCAAGACAACAGUCACCAACACCCAAUCUUAUUAUCCUUUUACCCACAGUGCACAUACCACCAACGCACAAUAUCAGUUCAAAAAUUUCUCCCCACCACAUCUGAUUCUUCUCCGAACAAGAGGGGAAACAACUCAUAUUUCCCUUCUCCAAACAAACCCACAUGAAGGUAAACCCAGAUUGUAAACUAAGAUCCAGGCACACCUAGAUCCAUCAGAGCAGAUCUCUCAUCAUCUUCAAAAAUUUCAUAUCUGAAAGCAAGUUCUCAGACCACCAUAGCCAACAUGCCCAAACCCAUAUGUGAUCUCUCACAAUUUCUUCUUCUUCAUCUCCUUCCAUCUUUCCAUCCCGAGUCAGCCUCCGCCGCUCCAAACCACCACAGCCACCGCUCGGUCGAACCUCCACCGUUAGCACCGUGAAGCUAUUUCCAUGUCUCAAUCUCUCUACUUCUUUAAUGUGUUCCUCGCGUUUUUCUAGGUGAAACAGCUUCUCCUAUUUCUCUUUGAACGUGUGUGUGUGGGUGAUUGAAAAGGGAAGAGGAGAAAGGGAGUAAGGUGGGUGUUGGGUUGGAAAGACAGUGUGAAGAUGAUCGUGAACACGAAGUUGAUGGUGGUGGGCGGAGAAGUUAGGGUUUAAAGUUGAAGGCUGAAGGUUGGGAUGGUGGUGGAUGAGGAAUUGCAGACGAUGAAGGUUCUGGAAAAGUUAGGACUUGGGAGAGGCAGCCGUUAUUCACUCCGGCGCGAUGCAAAACGGUUCUACUCCGAUGAACUCAACGGAGCUGAAGCUGACGGAGCUACUGAAGGAGGUUCAGAUAAACCACUCACCUCACUUCACUAAGCUCGUCGACGACACCGUCGCCGCCAUCAAAGCUUCCAUCGACACCAUCCCCGACGACUUCAAGGUAACUGCUGAUUUAGCAUCGAGUUUCGUUAAGGACAUUGGUGCUGAUAAGGUGGAGUUCAAGUUCAAGAAGCCAUCGUUUGUGAAGAUUGGUGGCAGUUACUCCACACAAACUCUUACAAGACCUGAAUUGAACAUUGACCUAAUUAUCAGGUUACCAAAGGAAUGCUUCCAUGAAAAGGAUUAUUUGAAUUACAGAUACCAUGCCAAGAGGUGUCUUUAUCUUUGCUUGAUUAAGAAGUAUUUGGAGAGCUCUUCAUCUAUUGAUAGAGUUGAGUGGUCUACCAUGCAGAACGAAGCGCGAAAGCCUUUACUCAAUGUCUAUCCGGCUGCAAAGCUUGCUGAAUUUCCUGGUGUUUUCGUGAGAAUUAUUCCGUCGGCCGCGUCUUUAUUUAACGUCCAAAAGCUGAACCUGAAGCGUAACAACAUUCAUAAUUUGAAUACUGGGACUGCCAUUCAGGCUACGCCCAAGUACAAUACUAGUAUCCUGGAAGACAUGCUUAUAGAAGAUACAGAGUUCAUUAACAAUUUUUUUCUUGGAUGGAAGGAACUAAGAGAGGUUUUAAUCCUACUGAAGGUAUGGGCUCGACAGAGAAGCUCAAUAUAUGUUCAUGAUUGUCUGAAUGGAUUUUUGAUUUCCAUCAUUCUGGCAUAUCUUGCUUCUAAGCAACAAAUCAGCAAGUCAAUGAAGGCAAUUGAAAUAAUUCGCAUUACCUUGAACUUCAUUGCCACUUCAGAAUCAUGGAGUCGAGGGCUCUACUUCCCGAAGGAAGGCCCAAGCAAUAUUACAAAAGAGGAAAGGAUGCAACUUAAAGAAUCAUUUCCAGUUGUUAUACGCCAUCCAUCUGGAGGAUUCAAUUUGGCUUUUCGAAUGUCUAAGAUUGGUUUUAUUCAGUUUCUAAAUGAGGCUGCUUUGACACUUAAGUGCAUGGAGAAGUGUAGAGAUGGUGGAUUUGAGGAAGUUUUUAUGACUAAGAUUGACUGUGCUGUUAAAUAUGACUAUUGUAUGAGAAUACAUUUGAAGGGAAAGAAGGAGGUAUAUGCAUCAGGAUUUUGUUUGGAUGAUGAGUGUUGGAGAUUGUAUGAGGAGAAAAUACAUGGCAUUUUAGCUAAAGGAUUGAAUGAUAGAGCAAAAUUCAUUCGAGUUAUGUGGAGAAAUGCACAGUGCCAGUGGAGCGUGGAUGAGGGCUUGUCAGUACUUGACAAAGAGCCCUUGUUCGUAGGAAUUUCUGUGAAUACUUUGGAGAAAGCAUUUAGGAUGGUUGAUAUAGGCCCAGAUAGUGACAAUAAAGUAGAGGCUCUUGAAUUUCGAAAGUUUUGGGGAGAAAAAGCAGAGCUUAGAAGAUUUAAAGAUGGUAGAAUUGCAGAAAGCACAGUCUGGGAAAGUGAGCAAUGGGCAAGGCAUCUUAUUUUAAAAAGAAUAGCUGAGCAUGUACUUAGCCGGCAUCUUUGUCUAUCCAAGGAAAAUAUUGUAGUAGUUGUGGAUCAACUUGAUUUCUCUUUGGCACAUGGUGUUGUAGAGCCUAUAUCAUACAAUGGAAAAUUGCUUGAGGCAUUUGAUACUCUAUCAAAGCGGCUGCGUCUUAUUGAAGACCUCCCUUUGAAGGUUUCUAGUGUACAACCUUUAGACUCUGCUUUCAGGUUUACGUCAGUCUUCCCUCCUGAACCUCACCUUCUAGCUAAUGAGAAAAUCGAAUCUCUCAGACUGAAUAAGGUAGUUCCGUCUUGCAUUCAACCACUGGAAGUUAUGAUUCAGCUGGAAGGUUCUGGAAACUGGCCAAUGGAUGAAAUCGCUAUUGAAAAAACAAAAUCUAGUUUCCUUAUUCAAAUUGGAGAGAGUCUUCAAAAGUUGUGGGGGGUGACAUGUACUGCCACUGAGAACGAUGUGGAUGUGCUAAUGUCAGGAUAUGCAUUUCGUCUUAAAAUAUUGCAUGAGAGGGGCCUUAGUUUAAUCAAAAGCGAAGUUGGGAAUGAUCAAUCAAAGAGGGUACCUUCUACUGACAAGAAACUUUUUAUCCGUAGUCAGCAUGCUAGCAUGAUCAAUGGAUUACAAAGUCGUUACCCGAUAUAUGGACCAGUAGUUAGACUUGCAAAACGUUGGGCUGCUUCACAUUUAUUUUCAGCUUGCUUGGUAGAGGAGGCUACUGAGCUAUUGGUUGCCUAUCUCUUUCUGAAUCCUUUGCCAUUUGAUGCUCCCUGCUCACGGAUUACUGGGUUUUUAAGGUUCCUGCAGUUACUCUCAAACUACGAUUGGACUUUUUCUCCCCUUGUUGUCGAUAUAAAUAAUGACUUGAACCAUAGUGAUGAGAAAGAAAUAAAUGAGAACUUUUUCCAUAGUAGAAAAAGUCAGGGAGCGAAUGGACAGAAUGUAGGGCCAGCGAUGUUCUUAGCCACAGCUUAUGACAAAGCAUCUGAGGCUUGGACUGGAUUAUCACCUAGUACACUGGAGCUUAAAAGGUUAGCUGCUUAUGCCCGAAGCAGUGCAAAUUUGCUGAUGAAACUCACAUUUCACAAAGAGAUUGGUCCAUAUAGAUGGGAGUGCCUUUUUCGAACUCCUCUAAACAAUUACGAUGCAAUAAUUGUUCUCCACAAGGACAAACUCACAUAUCCGCAAAGACUUCUCUUCACAUCAGAAGUCGAUCAUGGAACACAAGUUGCUAAAGGACAUGCUAGCAAGUUUUUCCAACCCUUUCUGUUGCCUAAAGAUUUGAAGGGCAGGCCAGAGGAACUAAAAAAUAAGUUGCUGGUAGAUUUUGAUCCAUCAAGGUGCUUUAUCAGAGAUUUGGAGGCAAAGUGGUCCACCACAUUCCAGGUAUGGCAUGAUUCUCUAGGAGGUGAUGUCAUUGGCCUGACAUGGGGGAAAUCAAAUUCUUCCAAGAAGAGGAAGCAAGAUGAAGUAGUUGAGGAAGAGCAUAACCCUCACAAGGUUUUAAAAGCAGUGGGUGAAGUUGGAAAAGGAUUUGUGAGGAGUAUAUACUUUCUUAAGCCUCCAAGGCUCAUGAAUUAGUCUUGUUUUGGUUAUAAGCACGUAUAAUUAUAAAUGAGAGAAUUUUGUCCUAGUCUCUAGCUAAUUUGAUUAAUUAGAAAAUUAAAUUUUACUAAGCAUGGUGGAAGCGACUGUACGCAAGAUUGGUAUUUCUAUAUGCUUCUCUCCACCACCUUCAUAGUUGGACACCCCAAAAAGGGAAGAUAAGAAGUUCUUGAUGCAGUGAUUCUCUUUGGUAAAGAAGCUGAUGUGAUAUUGGUUGCACUGACUCUCCUGAUACAUGGCGUCAAAGGCCUGUGAAUGGUGCAAGUGUAACUAUUGUAUUGCGUGGUGUUUUGAGCUGAGAAGCCUGAGAUAUCUAGACACGCACCUUUAGAUCUUGUUUGUGACUAUAGUCUCAAUUUUGCCAGUACAUUAAGGAACCGAUUAUUUUUGUAUAUUUGAAAGGAAUGUGGUAAAAUGUUGUAUCUCAAUUUACUUGAAAAUAUGAAAAAUUUGAACUACCAUGCA
This is a messenger RNA of Lotus japonicus, 4624 nucleotides long. RefSeq lists its product as uncharacterized. The coding region runs from base 971 to 4135 and encodes 1054 amino acids. Gene Ontology annotation, biological process: tRNA export from nucleus; rRNA processing. The record is from RefSeq and is a predicted model, not a curated record. The transcript is spliced from 27 exons. Gene Ontology annotation, cellular component: UTP-C complex; CURI complex; small-subunit processome. Lineage: Eukaryota; Viridiplantae; Streptophyta; Magnoliopsida; Fabales; Fabaceae.